This is a messenger RNA of Mytilus trossulus (common blue mussel), 3437 nucleotides long. Its product is annotated as CD63 antigen-like. NCBI's taxonomy places the organism in Eukaryota, Metazoa, Mollusca, Bivalvia, Mytilida, Mytilidae. The coding region runs from base 260 to 940 and encodes 226 amino acids. The record is from RefSeq and is a predicted model, not a curated record. The transcript is spliced from 7 exons. Gene Ontology annotation, cellular component: plasma membrane.
AUAAAUAGUUCGUUUCAAUUAACAAAAUUCAGUAUAUCGCAUUUGUGAACAAGACACACAUUAUUGAAUCUCAUAUAUUUUGUUAUUUUCAUAUUAAAUACCAAUUAGAAGCUUAGUGACAUUUUUUUCUGGGCGAUUUAUUGAAACGGAAGUAAUUUAAUUGGAAUUCCUACGUUAACAGGUUCCCGGAGAAAUCUGCUAUCGGUCGGGUGUGGUGAAUAAACUCAUUUUUUGUGAAGGAAAGACAUAAUUCGUCAAGAUGGUUGAAGGUGGAAUGAAAUGUAUUCGUGUAUUGUUAUUUGCAUUUAAUGUUUUAUUUACAUUGAUUGGUAUUGGUUUGAUAGCAGGAGGAGCCUAUGUACAGAUCAACUUAAAAGGAUAUUCAGAAAUAAUAGGCGGGCAAUUUAGUGCGGCAGCCGUGUUUUUAAUAAUACUUGGUGUAUUCAUAUUUAUGAUUGCAGCUUUCGGAUGUUGUGGAGCAUACAAAGAAAACUAUUGUUGUAUUAUGACCUUUGCUGGUAUUCUUGUAAUCAUCUUCAUCUGUGAAAUGGCUGCUGGUAUUGCCGGAUUCAUUUAUAAAGACAAAGUUGACACCCAGAUUUCCGAUUUGAUGAAAGAGACAAUCACAGACCGUAAAGCAUUAGAAGAUUGGGACAAAGUUCAAAAAGAGUUCCAUUGUUGUGGAGUGAACAGUUCCAGUGACUGGAAAUUUCCAAAUGGAACUGAGGCAUUUCCAGAUUCAUGUUGUAGUAAUGGUGGUACAGCUACUUCCUGCACCCCAUAUGAUGUGGGAUGCUACACAGAGUUGAAGGAUUUUGUUAAAGACAAGAUCGUCGUAAUUGGAGGUAUUGGUGUUGGAUUUGCUGUCAUCCAGAUCAUUGGAAUCCUGUUUGCCUGCUGUCUUGGACGUGCAGUAAAGAAAGAAUAUGAAGUCGUGUAAAGUGAUAGAUAAACAAAGAAUUUUUCCUACUGUGUUUGUGACACAGAGCACAUGGAAAAAAGGGGGAGGGACGAUUGUUUUCUGGGUGUUAUGUCAGAACUUUUGUUAAUAAACGUAGAAAAGAAAUAUUAUAUUUAUUUGGUAUGAUGGUAGCUUAAAAACAGAAAGUUCAUCUUCUGGAUUUCUCUAAAUUGAAAUAUUUAUGAAAAAAGUAGAUCCCAUUUGGGACUUAUAUUAAGAUGUUGAUAAAAAAGGACUGGUGUAGAUUAAAAUAUGGACAAUAAAUUAUUUCUAAAAUCUGACAGUUUGAUCUAUUUGCCAAAUAAGAAUCUAAUGCUAUCUGGGUAAUUUUUCACAAGCAUUCACCAAAACAUUGUGAUUGGUUAAAAAUAUGCUACACAAUGGAAAAUUAACCAAUGAAGGGACAUUAUUUUCGUUUUGAAGUUCGUAAAAAAUAAAAUUACCCACAGUUCUUUAGAUUCUGAAUUGGCUUAUUUUCUAUAAUAAUACCAUUAGUUCUUCCAUUGACCUUUAAAUACACGGUGAGCAUCCCAGCUGAAGACAGCGAGAAAAUAAAUGUAAACUUUAUAGGGAAAUUUUUAAUUAUUAUUUUGGUUAAUUAAGAAAAUAUUGUAACAAAUAUUGGUAGUUAUUUAUUUCCAAAUUCCUGGUGAAUUUGAAACAAUUUAGAUAUAAAUCUUGCACCAACUAAUAAGUAUUUGAACCAUGGACAAGGUUAAGUUUAUGAUAAUUUAUUUUUCAAGAUAUAGGGAAAUCUUUUUAUAACUUUUUUUCUGAUCAAUAUUAUAUUUUUAAACAUUUGUUAUUUCUAAAAAGAAAAGUAGAAAUAUUUGUUUAUUUACUGUAUAAUAAGAAUAACCUGUAAAAUAUUUUCUAUUGUAAGAUGUUGUUCAGUAUUUUUUCUAUUAAUCAAAAUCUUGAACUUUCUCAAUCAAAGAAACUCAGUGAUGAUGUUGUAUGCAGGCUAAUAUGCUUAAUAAAAUGUGAGAGAUAAUGGCAAGAUCAGGAUUAUUAUUUAACUUUUGUCAAUUCUAAAUGCAAAAUAAAUCAGGCCUUUAGGCAUGCAGAUUGUUAUAAAAAACUUGUCCCAUUUUAAAGUAUAUGGAUUUGAAUAUAUUAAAAUCCUACUUAUUUGAAACAACAUGUUCAUCAGCAAUACAUAUGUUUUCAACAAGCGUAUUGUUAUUUAUGUGUUUCUUAGCUGUCGCUGGAUGCAAGAAGGAAAAGCUUUUGAAAGUUCAAGAAUUUUUUUAGAUAUAUGAAUAUUUUUGUACUCGCAGGACCAAAUCUAUAUUGUGUAUUUCUAAGUAAGCUGCCUUUUUGAAUGCAGUUCUGUCAAUUUUAUUUUCUUUAGUAUUUUUGUGUAAUUGUUGAAUGUGUAAAUUUUGAAUGAUUUGCCUUGAUAACAAAUGUUAGAAUAUUGACAUGUACAGUCUUACAGAGUGUUUAUAAAUACCAUUGACAUUCAUUCUUUGAUAAGACCAAGAUAUGCAGCUGAAUUUUUUUGCCUUUAUAGUUUCCUAAGAAAGAGUACACAAGUAAUUUGUCGACAUGUUCUAGCCAGAUUGAUUUCUCAUGGGAUCAUUAUCAUUUAAAGACCAUAAACUCUUUUUAGAUCAGGCAGUGUCUGGUUGCUGCCCACUGUAAUGCAUGUACAUCUCAUUAAUCCUGACUUUGCUAUCCAAUAUUUUUGACAUGUUGUCUGUUGUCAUGGAAAUAUUUUUGUUUGUUUAUUACUUUUUAUCACUUUCAUUAAUCAGGUAUCAUUUCUGUAUUGUAAAGUUUGAAAUCAAACACAGGUGAAGGAUUGCAUUGUUCGUCAAAAUUCUAAAAAAGGGUCAUGACCUCAUUACGUUGUUUAAAAAUAGAUAUUAUGCAUUUGCACGCAGGUUUUUUUUUCUUCCAAGAUUACACGGUAAUUAAUUAUAUCCAAUGUAUAAGUACUGUUAAAUGGCCAGGUGGGACUUGUUUCCAGUAAAUUGCUUCUUUAAACAUUGCUUGUGGAGCUUAUUAUUUUUGACAACUGCAUUGAAUUGAUUAAAGAAUAUAAUUACAAUUUAUUUUUAAAGUCAAAAUUUAGUCCAUAGGUAAGAAAUCUCUCCUCACCCAAUUGAAAACUUAUUUGUAAUCCGCAACAUUUUUUUCUCUCUUAUUUCAAGAAUGUGAAUUUCUAUUAGGUCUUGAACAGAAUCUGACACAACACAAAUAUUUUCAGAAAAUCAAUUUUUAUUUUAAAAAAAAUUGAACUAGAAACACCAUUUUUCGUUUGAUUUUCUCAUUAUUACUUGAAAUUGACUGCUUCAGAUAUUUUUAAAUGAAAAUGUGGGGAAUUUUUCAUUUACUGGAUACCAUUUGUAUUUGCUUGGCUCAAUUAUUGUAAGUAGCAAAAAAAAUAUUAGAAAACUGCUAUUAUGGUGCAAGUGGUUUAUUCAUCUUAAUAAUGUUAAUCUGUAGAAUAAAAAAAAUAUCCUUGAAA